UUCACGGAGAUCCCUCAUGACACUACAACGCAUAGCGGUCAGGAUGUGGAGAUGGCCUGUUCAUUCCGGGGGGCGGGGCCCUCCUACUCCCUGGAGAUCCAGUGGUGGUACAUGAAGAACCACAGAGACUGGCCAGAGAAACCCGCCUGGACCUCCAAUCAGGUGGUGCCAAUGGAGGAGAUGUCUAAGGAUGCCACCAAAAUAAGUGUGGUGAAAGUGGCUGGGAGCAACAUCUCCCACAAGCUCCGCCUUUCCAGCGUCAAGCAGUCAGACGAGGGCACAUACGAGUGCCGUGUCAUCGACUUCAGCGGCAGCGUUGCGCAGCACCACCGCGUCCGGGCCUACCUCCAGGUGGAAGCCGAGAGAUGGCUGGGUCACGGGUCAGCAGACACCCAGCCCCAGGAGCCCCGACACAAGGGACAGGGGAGCCAGGUGCACCCCCACCAAACAGAGGACCGGGAACUGAAGAGGCGAUCGGCCGAUGACAGCACCACGGACUGCACUGAGAGCUGUGUGCUCUAGAGUCUGGUUCUGUGUCCAGAUAGGAAUAACAGGAGUGCAUGUUCCCGAUUAUCUUAAGAAGGAUGAUUAUUUUUACACCAGCAGAGGCCUGGACAAAAACUGCUUAAUUUAUGUUAAUUUAUGAAUCGAUUUGUUUGGUUGUUUGUUAAUCUGAGAUUUGUUUAUGUUUGUUUGAAUUCGGGUUGUCACAGACCACCAGAGGGCAUGAUCGUGUUGUCUUGGUUCUUAAAUGUAAUGUUAUUUCUCAUCGCCUUUGUUAAAUGCUUUGUCCAUGAUUUCUGACUCUGGAGUUGUGAUGGGUGAAGAUGAGGGUGUCGUUGGGAGGAAAGGAUGCGGGGAAGGCCUGUAUCUCAAUAGUAUGAAGUAUCUUCCUUCCUUUGUCUCCUUUCCUUAAUAAGCACUGAUCUGAAAUUAAUGGAAAGUACAAAGCAAUAUAUACUUUCGGGCUCUUGAGUGGCGCAGCAGUCUAAGGUUAAAAGGUUAAAUAAAUGAAACAAUGAAAAUACUGAACAAAAAUAUAAACGCAACAUGGAACAAUUUCAAAGAUUUUAUUGAGUUACAGUUCAUAGAAGGAAACCAGUCAAUUUAAAUAAAUUAAUUAGCUCUAAUCUAUGGAUUUCACAUGACUGGCCAGGGGCGCAGCCAUGGGUGGGCCUGGGAGGGCAUAGGUCCACAAUCUUGGGAGCCAGGUCCACCCAGUGGGAAGCCUGGCCCAGACAAUCAGAAUGAGUUUUUCCCCACAAAAGGGCUUUCUUAUGAUCCCGCAGGUGAAGAAGCCAGAUGUGGAGGUCCUGAGCUGGCAUGGUUACACUUGGGCUGUGGUUUUGUGGCCAGUUGGAUGUACUGCUAAAUUCUCUAAAAUGAUGUUAUGGCUUAUGGUAGAGAAAUUAACAUUACAUUCUCUGGAAACAUCUUUGUUGGAUAUUCCUGCAGUCACCAUGCCAACUUGAGAUAUCUGUGGCAUUGUGUAGUAUGACAAAACUGUACAUUUUAGAGUGGCCUUUUAUUGUCUCUAGCACAAGGGGCACCUGUGUAAUGAUCAUGCUGUUUAAUCAGCUUCUUGAUAUGCCACACCUGUCAGGUGGAUGGAUUCCUGCUCUUGGCAAAGAAUACAUGCUCACUAACAUGUAAACAAAUUUGUGCACAUAAUUUGAGAGAAAGACACUUUUUUUUGCAUACAGCAUGAAUCAUUUCUGGAUUCUUUUAUUUCAGCUCAAGAGAAAUGGGGCCAAAACUUAACAUGUUAUGUUUACAAUUACAAUUUGUUCAGUUUAGUAGCUACCAACCCAGGUAUUUCUGUAUCUGAAGUUAUGAAUUAAAGGAGACAAUUAGAGGAAGUGAUUCAGGAGUAUUUAGACCCCAUAGUUCAUCGAAAGAUACAUUUUGCUCUCGGUGACAUACACUUUGAAAUACCUUGUUUCUUAAUGGUCUUUAAUGAAUGGAAACGUAUUCCAAAAGAAGCUACAGUAUUUACAUGUAAAUAACACUUUAAUUGAUCAAGCUCUGUGAAAGGACUUUGAAGGUUGUUCUUUGGUUUGUACUUUACAUUUUACUUUGAUGUUUUGUAAAAAAAAAUCUUGAUCGAAAUGUGUAACUUUCUAAACCACUUCUAGAAUAUCCAACGUAAACCCAAACAUACAUGUAUGCCUUCAUAACAUUGAAUAAAUUGUAUAUUAUCUCCACACUGUACACACACACUUUUCCCAUCAGCACCACACAAUGUAUCAAGUGCUAAUUAACCAAAUGAAUCAUUGCACACUAUGGGCCAGUUUCCCAGCCCCAGAUUAAACCUAGUCCUGGACUAAAAUGCAUUUUUAAUGGAAAUUCUCCAUUGAGAAUGAUUGUUAGUCCAGAACUACGCUAAACCUGUCUGGGAAACCUGCCGUGAGAGUAUGUUAAUUCUAGCUUUUUUGUCUCAACUAGCGCUGGGUCUUUUUUUGUGCAAUUAUUUCGUCAAUGGAGUUAAAAUGACAAGUUGUGUUUUUAAAAUAUUUUUUAAUCUUCUCAUCCUCCUCUUCUUGACUGUAUUUGUUCUUCAAUCUAAGUGAUGCUGUUUGAUAGCUAUUCUGUUAAAUACAUUGAUUUGAUGGA
Oncorhynchus nerka (sockeye salmon) is the source of this 2613-nucleotide messenger RNA. Its product is annotated as V-set and transmembrane domain-containing protein 2-like protein. Gene Ontology annotation, cellular component: membrane. Lineage: Eukaryota; Metazoa; Chordata; Actinopteri; Salmoniformes; Salmonidae. The coding region runs from base 52 to 522 and encodes 156 amino acids. The record is from RefSeq and is a predicted model, not a curated record. The transcript is spliced from 3 exons.